AUGGAUGAUACGAGUUUACCGCCUCCCCAACCCGUGGAACGGGAAUCUGUGAAGAGCAGCAAGAGAAGUCUUCUUCCAAUGGCUCGGCGUGGCAACGGUUCCAAAGGAGACAAGAUUCAUCUGCUUACUAAUCACUUUAGAGUCAACUUCAGUAAUCCAACUUGUCAACAUUUCUUCCAUUACAGCGUUGCUAUCACCUAUGAAGAUGGUAGUCCAGUUAUAGCCAAGUCUAUUGGCAGAAAGAUUCUUGAAAAAGUUCAACAGACUUAUCAAACUGAUUUGGAUUUCAAACACUUUGUUUAUGAUGGCGACCAGAAUCUUUACACCGUCGGUCCCCUUCCGAGAUCCAAACUAGACUUCUCCGUUGUUCUUGAAGACGCUCCUUCUAGGAGAAAUGCAGACAAAAGACUAAGACUUCCUCACCAAUCCAAGAAGUUCAAUGUUACAAUCAGCUCAUCUGCUACAGAAAUCCCAAUGCAAGCUAUUGCAAAUGCUCUCCAAGGAAAGGAAACAAAUCAUCAUCUUCAAGAUGUGAUUAGAGUGAUGGAUGUCAUUUUGCGCCAAAACGCAGCUAGACAAGGUUGUUUCCUAGUUCGCCAAUCUUUGUUCCACAAUGACGCCAAGUACUUUGCGAAUGUCGGUGAAGGUGUUGUUUGUUGCAAAGGAUUCCAUUCAAGCUUCAGAACUACUCAGGGAGGCUUGUCC
Camelina sativa (false flax) is the source of this 705-nucleotide messenger RNA. The record is from RefSeq and is a predicted model, not a curated record. NCBI's taxonomy places the organism in Eukaryota, Viridiplantae, Streptophyta, Magnoliopsida, Brassicales, Brassicaceae.